This is a messenger RNA of Symbiodinium sp. CCMP2456, 483 nucleotides long. Lineage: Eukaryota; Dinophyceae; Suessiales; Symbiodiniaceae. The record is from the annotation of a GenBank genome assembly.
AUGAUCCUCCAAGUAGAUGAAGGAUCCCGAUUUUCAGCUUCGGCCCUGCCGAAGACAAGGCAGCUGCUGACCAUCGACUCGGUGUCGCCAGAUUCCAUCUCUAAGGGCGGCGGAAAGGUCACGAUUUUUGGCAAGGGCUUCGCAGCGACACCCUCCAGGCAUUUCGUCCGUUUUGGCUCGAAUCCUUGGAGCACCUGCGACCCCGUAGCCUCGGGCUAUGCAUCCUUGACAUGCAAGCUGAAUCAUCGAGCUUUCGAUGAGGACUCUGCCAACUGGGGCACCAUGGAUUUGGAGGUGUCCCUCUGGGACACAGAGGUGGCGAGGAGCCCACUUUCAGCCUUCGGCGAAGCGGCAGCAGGAUGCCUCAGGAACAACGACAACUACCGGACCUUCAACUGCAUGAGCCAGGAAGAAUGUGCGCUUCGGUGUCUCACAACGCACGACUGCGCCUCCUUCGACUACCGUGCAAGGCCCGGAUGCUGA